This is a messenger RNA of Staurois parvus, 326 nucleotides long. The record is from the annotation of a GenBank genome assembly. NCBI's taxonomy places the organism in Eukaryota, Metazoa, Chordata, Amphibia, Anura, Ranidae.
UCAUGGGGCAUCCAGGCAAUAGGGGAACAUGGGGCCCCUCUGUCCUUGCCCAAACUCAUAAAAGCCUAUGAAAAAGGUACCAGGGGCAUCUUAUGGGGCCCCCUACUGACCCCGGGCCCUCGGGCAGUGCCCGAGUUUCCAAAUGGUCAGUCCGCCCCUGCUCAGCCUAGUAAGGUGGAGGUGAAAACAGGCCUAUCCUAUCCAACAGCUUCUACGAGGAUAGAGCUACAAUUACAUCCCAAUGUGAAGGAAAUCCCAGCUUUGACAGUUGUCAUUUGAAGAAUUUUCCCUCACCUAAUGCCCCAGUGGAAAACAUAAGGGUUGAU